This is a messenger RNA of Mus musculus (house mouse), 2122 nucleotides long. It is a transcript of the gene Nicn1, whose product is annotated as nicolin 1. Gene Ontology annotation, cellular component: nucleoplasm; nucleus. NCBI's taxonomy places the organism in Eukaryota, Metazoa, Chordata, Mammalia, Rodentia, Muridae. The transcript is spliced from 6 exons. The coding region runs from base 89 to 733 and encodes 214 amino acids. The record is from RefSeq and is marked validated.
CUUUUGGUUGAUAAGGGACGCCAAUAAGAGCUAGUGGUUGGAUGGAGACUGUGAGCGGUGAUUUUGCUUGGUUGUAAUCUCCCAAAUCAUGUCCCGUGUGUUGGUGCCCUGUCAUGUGAAAAGCACUGUAGCCCUGCAAGUGGGCGACAUGAGGACCUCUCAAGGUCGGCCUGGCGUGCUGGUCGUCGAUGUCACUUUUCCCAACAUCGCGCCUUUCGAGUUGCAGGAGAUCAUGUUUAAGAAUUACUACACAGCUUUCUUGAGCAUCCGUGUUCGUCAACAAAGCUCCAUGCACACAGCAGCCAAGUGGGUAACUUGUCUUCGGGAUUACUGUUUGAUGCCUGACCCACACAGUGAAGAGGGAGCCCAGGACUAUGUAUCACUGUUCAAGCACCAGAUGCUGUGUGACAUGAACAGAGUGCUGGAGCUGCGUCUGAUUCUGCGGCAGCCAUCACCACUGUGGCUGUCUUUCACAGUGGAGGAACUGCAGAUCUACCAACAGGGACCAAAGAGCCCCUCCUUGGCGUUCCCCAAGUGGCUUUCCCACCCAGUGUCCAAUGAGCAGCCUGCUCCCCGCCUUGAGCAGGGUCUCCCAGAUCCCAGCAGAGUGUCCUCUGAGGUGCAGCAGAUGUGGGCACUGACAGAGAUGAUUCGGGCUAGUCACACUUCCACGAGGAUCGGCCGCUUCGACGUGGAUGGCUGUUAUGAUCUGAAUUUACUCUCCUACACAUGAACAGCAGCUUCUACGUGAGAUGUUGGCUUUCUGUGCCCAUCUAGAUGGGGUUUGGCCACCAGAGGCCGUUCCCUGUGCAUCCAAGUUCUAUCUGGGCAAAAAUCUGCAGAUUGGGAAUUCUUGAUACCCAUCCAGUUGUUUUAGCAUGAAUUCCUAGUGGGGGCACUUCUGUCUCUGACUGUCUGACAUGUAAAUUCAGUCUCUUCCUCUCAGAAUUCACCGGUUCUAAUUAGAAUCCUUGAGCUCCUCUUGCUUGUCCUGCCAACACGAACACCCCAGUCUGCUACCAUUUCCCCCCAUUGCUGAGAUAAACCUGUCACUUGUAGCAAGGAAGCCACUGUUGUUUUGACACUCAUGACCUGGGAAGCUUGAGGAAGACAUACCCUCUAUUCAUUCCUCUGCUUCUGCUAGUAGCCCUUGUCCUUUUGUAUUGUAUCCAUGAAAAGAAAAUGUCCUAGAGCCAGGCAUGGCACACACCUUUCAUCUUAGCAUUCUGUGAGUUCAAGAUCAGCCAGGUCUACACACUGAAUCCCAAGGCCAAUCAGGGCUACAUAGUGAAACUCCAUACUAAGAAAGGAAGGAAGAAAGAAAAGAAAGAAAAAAGGAAGAAAGAGGAGGAAGGAAGGAGAGAAAGAAAAUAGCUCUCUUUGAAAUUGUCUGCUUCCAGCCUGGGAGGCGAAGAUGAGACUUCUGGGAGCUUGAGUGCUUAAGUCCCUACAAUUGCUCCUGAAAAGUGUUCUGUGUCAGUUCUGGGUAGGUGCUGUUGGCACAGCUGGGGCCAGAGCACGAGUCCUCCCUUCGGACUAUUUGUCAUCAGAUUCAGCAUGAAGUACAUCCAACGAUCCCUGUCCCUUCUCUCAGUUGCUUCUGCCCGUCAUGCUCAGGGUGCUGAGAGAGCCCUGGGGGAGUGCGUCCAAGCCAACGUCUCACUGACACUCAUUGAGGCUGAGGCCCUCCAUUACCCCAGAGCAACCACUAAAUGAGGAAGACUACUGCUCUUUCCUGUGAUCAGAUUGUUUCCCUCUAGUCCUUCCUGGCUUCGUCCCCGGGCAGUAUUAUUAAGCCGUGCUGCAAGGUGUCUCAGAUCUGGAAAAUUGGACACGAGUAUAUGCAACAGUUUUCUGGGAAAGUCUGGCCACCUUUGGUAGCUACCUUGCAUCUCUGCAGUCAGCCCUCUUGAAGGUCCUGUCUUCACCUACAGGAUCAUAGUUAAGCCCCACUGACAGGGUAAUUACCAUAGUCCAGUGUUCAGGGAACAAUGGUCCUCAGUACACUUGGGCAAAGAGGAUCCUGAAGUGGCAGGGGCUAUGCAUAAUUCACAGCUGUGUUCCUAAGUUCCUAGAGCUGGAGCUAGUGUACGGCAAGAUCAAUAAAUACUUGUGGAAUAUG